This is a messenger RNA of Drosophila willistoni, 1699 nucleotides long. RefSeq names its product all trans-polyprenyl-diphosphate synthase PDSS1 (gene qless). Bases 158 to 1507 code for a protein of 449 amino acids. Gene Ontology annotation, biological process: ubiquinone biosynthetic process; isoprenoid biosynthetic process. The transcript is spliced from 8 exons. Gene Ontology annotation, cellular component: mitochondrion; transferase complex. NCBI's taxonomy places the organism in Eukaryota, Metazoa, Arthropoda, Insecta, Diptera, Drosophilidae. Gene Ontology annotation, molecular function: prenyltransferase activity. The record is from RefSeq and is a predicted model, not a curated record.
UGAUCCACACUUGAUUUUCAAUAAUAAAUGAAAUACAUAAUUUCUGUGCAAUUAAAGUACUUCUAACACAAAAAUAUUCACAACAAUCCAAAAAAAAAGGAAGAGAUAAAUAGUACAAAAGCAAAUAAAUUGUUCAAAAAUUUUUUUUGUAAACAAUAUGGCCUGCCUGACUACUUCCGGUCGCCUAGCGUGCGGUUCACGUCGCCAACAGACGCACAAGUUCCUUUGCCAACUAUUCGCUGUUAGAUGUCAGUCAUUAUCAACCUCAACGUCAGUGUCAUCGUCAUCAUCAUUAGCAUCCUCAGCGUAUCCUCUUCAGCGCCAGCGCCAGCAGCAGCAGCAACAACAAUUGAGGCGUGGUUUUCAUGGAUUAAGUUUCAGCAUUGGCCAGGAUUAUCUCGAUUUGCUGCAAAAUCCACACAGUUGCAGCCAUCAUCUGAAGUACUCACAAUGCUCCAAGACUAACCUACGUCAACAUAGUUCAGUCCAUACCCAACAACCCGCUGGACCUGUGCGAGAAAUACAAAUCGAUCCAUAUAUUAUACUCGAUGAUGAACUUAAAUAUUUCUAUGACGAUGUGAGAGAUCUGUUGCAGUCGGGAACAUCACAGCCAGAAUUGGAUACCAUUGCUAGCUAUUAUUUUGAUGGACAGGGCAAGGCGCUGCGUCCGAUGGUCACCAUGUUGAUGGCCAAGGCAAUAAACUAUCAUCUAAACAACGAGUCACACCAAUUAGUACACAAACAACGACAAAUAGCUCUCUUCUCCGAGAUGGUACACUCGGCCAGUUUAGUGCACGACGAUGUCAUCGAUCAAUCGGAUUUCCGACGCGGCAAGCCUAGUGUGAAUGCGCUAUGGAAUCAUAAAAAGGUCACAAUGGCUGGUGAUUAUAUAUUAUCGAUUGCCUCGAUUAUGAUAGCUCGCCUGAGGAGCGAUGAUGUGACAAUUGUUUUGAGUAAGAUUUUAACCGAUUUGGUUCAAGGCGAAUUCAUGCAGCUCGGCUCAAGGGAAACUGAGAACGAGCGUUUUGCGCAUUAUUUGACCAAGACAUACAGGAAGACCGCUUCGCUGAUUGCCAAUGCAUUGAAAGCGACUGCUGUCAUUGCCCAGGCCGAUGAUAAUGUGGCCGAAUUGGCUUUCCAAUAUGGUCGGAAUAUUGGCUUGGCCUUCCAACUGGUGGACGAUAUGUUGGACUUUGUCUCAUCUACAGAGCAAAUGGGAAAACCGACUGCAGCGGAUUUGAAACUGGGCCUGGCCACAGCUCCAGUGCUCUUUGCAUGCGAAAAGUACCCCGAGCUGAAUCCCAUGGUUAUGCGUCGCUUCAGUGAACCUGGCGAUGUGGAACGUGCCUUUGAGUUGGUCCACAAGUCUCAUGGACUCGAACAGACGCGCUUUUUGGCCAAAAAGCACUGCAACGAGGCGAUACGACUGGCCCAGGAGCUGACAGAGUCACCUUAUCAGAAGGGACUGCAGGUGGUAGCAGAUUUAGUCAUCAAUCGCAUGAAAUAAACAUCAAUGUACAUACAUAUAUAGAUGCAUAUGUAUAUAUAUAAAUGAAUAUACAUAUAAAAUAAUACUAAUAAUAUGUCUAGGUUAAGAAGCAGGCAACAUUUUUUUGUGUGUUUAUGUUAAGUCAGCAAACGAGCAAACAAUCAAGCAGAAAAAAAAAACUGAGAAAGAGAAAUGAAGAAGAGAAAAACG